AUUAAGUAUUAUUUCUGUGUUUAAAUUGAAAAUUAAAGAGGUUUUAAAACACAUUUUCGUAAGCUUUUCUUAAGAUUCAUGGAAAGGCAUGUAUUGUGUACAAGUAUAUGAAUCCUCAGGGGAUUUUCGCUCUGUUGAAAUCACUCACAGCAUCGAGAUGGAGUUCGAGGACGCCAUUACAGAAACACGGAAUCAAGAUUCUGCACCAGAAAGCCAUCACCAUGGGCUUGCAGAGCAGCAUCCCAUUAUCAAAGGGCCUCAUGGAUCUGUACUGUUCUUCCCAAGAUUUCCGAUCCGCGAAGCUGGUUUUCCUGAAUCUGAAGAACCCUCUUGAUAUCACUCUAUGGAACGGGCUCAUGGCGGCUUACACGGGUCAAUCCGUCUUCACCGAAGCUCUUGAGAUUUUUCGCAGGUUAUUACUCUUAUCCCCUUAUCUCAAGCCUGAUGGGUACACUUAUCCCAGUGUUCUCAAGGCGUGUGGCGGUCUGGGAUGCGGCGGCGCGGUGUACGGAAGGAGUGUCCACGGCCGCGUGAUCAAGACUGGGUUUUUGUCUGAUGUUGUUGUGGCGAGCUCUGUGGUGGGAAUGUAUGCCAAAGGGGGAGACUUUGGAGCUGCCACUGAGGUGUUCGAUGAAAUUCCCCUGAGAGAUGUGGCUUGCUGGAACACUCUUAUUUCAUCGUAUUACCAGGCUGGGGAAUGGGACAAGGCUUUGGAGCUGUUUGAGAAGAUGAAGGAGUCUGGGUACAGGCCGAAUUCCGUGUCGUACACGGCUGCCGUAUCUUCUUGUGCUAGGCUUCUUGAUUUGGAUAGGGGGGAGAAGAUCUACGAGGACCUGGCUAAUGACGGGUUUGCCCUUGACGGGUUCGUUGCCUCUGCUCUUGUUGACAUGUAUGGGAAAUGUGGUCAUAUGGAGAAGGCAGAGGAAGUGUUCACGCGAAUCCCAAACAAGACUUUGGUUUCUUGGAAUGCCUUGAUUUCGGGUUACAGUUUGAAAGGGGACAGUGAAUCUUGUUGUUGCCUUCUGCAGAGGAUGAAUGGCGAAGAUAUGAAACCUUCUUUGACAACCUUGAGCAGCUUGCUAUCGGCUUGUUCCAGAUCAGCCCAGCUGUGUCACGGGAAAUUUGUUCACGCUUACAUCAUCCGACACAGAAUAGACACCGACGCAUUUCUUCAAUGCACACUAAUCGAUCUAUACCUCAAAUGUGGAAGCGUCGAGGCUGCCAAACAAGUCUUCAGCACAACCCCAAAAGGGGAUGUAACCCCAUGGAACACAAUGAUCUCCGGGUUCGUAUCGUCUGGAAAUUACUUGGAGGCCCUUGGCAUCUACAGUGACAUGAAGUCGGCGGGACCCAUAAAACCGGACGCGAUUACUUUCACUAGUGUAUUGGUGGCUUGUUCACAAUUAGCUGCACUAGAGAAAGGGAGAGAAGUUCACAAGAGCAUUGUUGAACAAAAGUUGGACUCAAGUGAAAUAGUCAUGGGAGCACUCCUUGAUAUGUAUGCAAAGUGUGGCGCCGUGAAUGAAGCUCUUGAAGUGUUCCACCAUCUUCCUCAGAGAGACAUUGUAUCGUGGACCUCUAUGAUCGUGGCUUAUGGGUCCCACGGCCGAGCUGUUGAAGCUUUAUGCCUCUUCAAUGAAAUGCUCCAACAGCCUGAUGUUAAACCGGACAAAGUCACAUUCCUUGCAGUGGUUUCAGCUUGCAGCCACGCGGGAUUAGUUGACGAGGGUUGCCACUAUUUUAACCUAAUGGUAAAUAGUCAUGGACUCAAACCCGAGAUUGAAGACUAUUCUUGUCUCCUGGAUCUUCUAGGACGUUCCGGAAGAUUGAAAGAAGCGUACGGAAUUCUCCAGAGAUCACCUUCCAUGAGAGAGGAUGUUUCGAUGCUAAGCACAUUGUUUUCUGCUUGCCACAUGCAUAGGGAAGAAGAAGAAGAAGGCAUUGGGGAGGAAGUUGCAGAACUUCUUAUACAGAAAGGCUGUGAUGAUCCCUCAACUUGUGUGGUUAUGGCAAACAUGUUUGCAAGUAGGAAACAAUGGGGCGAAGUGUUGGACAUAAGAAUGAAGAUGAGAGAGCUUGGGUUGAGGAAAAACCCUGGUUGUAGCUGGAUUGAGGUUGACAAGAGAAUACACACAUUCUUUGCUGAUGACCAAUCAUUUCCCGCAGUGGAAAUGGUGUAUGAGUUUCUGAACAGAAUAAACAGUCAUAUUGACGCACAUGAAAUACUUACUGAUUUGUAGUGUUUGUGAUUGUUUUUUUAUUUUAUUUUUUUUUUUGAAAAACCUUGUUAUUUUGACACAAAGGGCUAGUGCCAUAAUACGUCACUAGCCCAAUUUGAAGCCUUUACGGUGCUUCGUUCGAUUCAAAAGCUAUUUCUACUCAUAAUGCCUUCUAAACCCGUCCACCUCAGCCCUACCCCAACGGACCUUCGCCCUGUUGCACCCGAGUUGCACCGUAAGUCUUUCAAAUUAUACUAUUGUCAUAUAUACUAGGCCUUGGUGCCAAAAUAAUCGAACUGCAUUUGA
Molecule: messenger RNA, 2525 nt
Organism: Cuscuta campestris
Lineage: Eukaryota; Viridiplantae; Streptophyta; Magnoliopsida; Solanales; Convolvulaceae
Source: the annotation of a GenBank genome assembly